AGGCGGGGGUCGGGGCUGCGUUAAGCGGAGAGUUUAAUUGCGCAGUAAUUAACGUCUCGCUCGUCUGGCGGAGCACGGCAUGGCGGUGGUUCCCGGCCUCGGCCUCCUGUAGCGUGGGCCUGGCCUGUGCCGUGCCCUGCGCUGGCCCUGUGGUGCGGGUUUGUCCCCUCUGUCUUUGGAAUAUCGCAGGGAGAAGGGUUUUGCGGCUGCUCCUCGUGUGGCAGAGUGAGCAAAGGGAGGGGAACCCCUGCACUGGGGUUGGGUCUCCUUGGCCCUCCGGGCCUUUCCGCCUCCAGGGCACAAGGGCUGUGGCAUCUUCUAUCCUUACCACGAGCCGUGGCGGUUUUGCAGUGCCAGGAGUUGAUAUGAGCUCCCCACCCUGCUCUCCUUUCCUGCUGCAGCCCUGCAGGGCUGGACCUGAGCCAUCUCUUCCAGGGCAGCGAGCGCUCGUAGAAGAUCACAGAAUGGUUUGUGUUGGAAGGGACCUCUAAAGGCCUCCUGGUUCCACUCCCUGCAAUGAACGGGACACCCAUAGCUUCAUCAGGUGCUGAGAGCCUGAUCCUGCCUGACCUUGAAUGUCACCACGGAUGGGGCAUCCACCACCUCUCUGGACAACCUGUGCCAGUGCCUCACUGCCUUUAUUGUGGAAAAAAACCCUUCUUCCUUAUAUCCAGUCUAAAUCUCCCCUCUUUUAGUGUGAAACCAUUUCCCCUCGUCCUGUCACGACAGACCCUGCUAAAGAGUCAGUCCCCUUCACUUAGAGCCACCGCUAGAUAAUGAAAGUCCACUCUCAGAUCUGCCCAGAGCCUUCUCCAGGCUGCACAGGCCCAACUCUCUCAGCCUGUCCUCACAGGGGAGGUGUUCCAUCCCUUGGGUCAUUUUUUGUGGCCUUCCUGUGUCCAUGCUCCAACAGGCUCACUCCUGUGCUGAGGACUCCACUUCUGGUUGCAGUGCUCUGGUCGCAGGUGAGGUCUUACCAGCACUGAGUAGAGGACCACCAUUCUCUGCCCAGGAAGACAGAAUCACUCCAAAAGAAGCACUGCUGGCAGGAUGCUGGUCUCCCUGCUCUUCCCCCCGGCGAGCUGGUCUGCGCGAUGCCUCCUUCGUGACUUGCACCGGUGGGGGCUGCGUGGGCAGAAUAGAGCUGGCUGUCCCCGCAGGGGUGUGCAAACCACAUGGACAGCCAGCAGCCACCACGUCACCCCUGUCUUCACUAGGGCUUUGACUUUUGGUGACAAAAUCGCCAUCAUUGACCAAAAUGGUGAGCACACGUACAGGGAGCUUUUCUGCCGGAGCCUCCGCCUGUCCCAGGAGAUCUGUAGAGUCCUGCAGUGCUCCAGCAGGGACUUGAAGGAGGAGAGGAUCUCAUUUUUGUGCCCCAAUGAUGCCUCGUAUGUGGUUGCCCAGUGGGCUUCCUGGAUGAGCGGAGGCAUAGCAGUUCCCCUUUACAGGAAGCAUCCUGUGCAGCAACUGGAGUACGUGAUCGAGGAUUCGCAGAGCGCUCUCGUCAUCGCAGCAGAGGAAUACGUGGGGAAAAUAUCCCCUAGUGCUGAGAAGCUGGGAGUCCCAGUUCUGCCACUCGGGUCUCAUAGCAGUGGAUCUGCAGGUCAUACAGCAGUGGAAGAUGUGCCCUUGGCAUCCAGUGCUUCCUGGAAAGACAGGGGAGCCAUGAUAAUCUACACGAGUGGGACAACGGGAAGACCAAAAGGUGUCCUCAGCACCCACGAGAAUGUGCAGGCAGUGACCACAGGGCUGGUUGAAAAAUGGGAGUGGAAGAAAGAAGAUGUGAUUCUGCACGUGCUGCCUUUGCAUCAUGUCCACGGGGUGAUCAAUAAGCUGCUCUGUCCUCUCUGGGUGGGAGCGACAUGCAUCAUGCUGCCCGAAUUCAGCGCGCAGAUGGUUUGGAAGAAGUUCCUAAGCUCCCAAGCUCCCCGCGUCAGCGUCUUCAUGGCAGUGCCCACUAUCUAUGCCAAGCUGAUAGAAUACUACGACGAGCAUUUCUCUCAGCCCCAAGUGCAGGACUUCGUGCGUGCCUUUUGCCAGGAGAACAUCAGGUUGAUGGUGUCAGGCUCUGCAGCCCUGCCUGUGCCUGUCCUGAAGAAGUGGAAGGCCAUCACUGGGCACACUUUGCUGGAGAGGUAUGGGAUGACAGAGAUUGGGAUGGCGCUUUCCAACCCUUUGCAUGGAGUCCGUGUCCCAGGUUCUGUGGGGACCCCGCUGCCAGGGGUGGAGGUGCGCAUUGCCACCGAGGCGGUGAAAGGCGGUGGCCGUUCCUACACCAUCCUCGCUCAGGGAGAUGAAGACGGCACACAGAUGACUCCGGGUCUGGAAGGCCAGGAAGGGGAGCUGCUGGUCCGCGGCUCCUCGGUGUUCCGCGAGUACUGGAACAGGCCCAAAGAAACCAGAGAGGCGUUCACCUCCGAUGGAUGGUUCAGGACAGGGGACACGGCAGCCUACCACGACGGCGUUUACUGGAUCAAGGGCCGCACCUCGGUGGACAUCAUCAAGAACGGGGGCUUCAAAAUCAGCGCGCUGGAGGUGGAGCGUCAGCUGCUCGCGCACCCGCACAUCACGGACGUGGCCGUCAUCGGGCCCCCGGACGUGGUGUGGGGGCAGCGGGUCAGCGCCGUGGUGCAGCUGCGCCGGGGCGAGAUGCUGUCGGUGAAGGAGCUGAAGGAAUGGGCCAGGGACACCAUGGCCCCCUACGCCGUCCCCACCGAGCUGAUCGUGGUGGAGGAGAUCCCGCGCAACCAGAUGGGGAAGGUCAACAAGAAGGAGCUCCUGCAGCGCUUCUACCCCGCGUAAUGCGCGCAGCCCAUCCUGUGCCCCGAGGGCUCUGCGUUCCCCAGCACGGAGUAAAGCCCCCCAAAAUGAGAUGGGUGGACACGUGGCGACCGCGGGGAAGGGCAGCUCAGCAAGCAACAAUGGGGAGAGACAAGGUCAGCGGAGAAUAAAUCGCAGCGAGAGCUCUUCAUGAUCCAUCAUUCCCGACAAGCCCGGCACCCAGCGCCGGCGCCGUGACAAGAUCAUUAAUAAAGCUCCGUAGGAGCGCGAUCGAUGGCUCUGAUGGAUGAGCACAGGUAGCAAA
Molecule: messenger RNA, 3088 nt
Organism: Numida meleagris (helmeted guineafowl)
Lineage: Eukaryota; Metazoa; Chordata; Aves; Galliformes; Numididae
Gene: ACSF3
Product: acyl-CoA synthetase family member 3
Exons: 11
Coding region: 1051-2805 (584 amino acids)
Biological process (GO): fatty acid metabolic process
Molecular function (GO): medium-chain fatty acid-CoA ligase activity
Source: RefSeq, a predicted model, not a curated record